AUGGCCUCACAACCGCACCAAGAGCCGCCUUCGUACACCGAAGAGCCAGCGCCAGCCUCUACACAGAUACCAAUCGAGCCACCGACAUACGACGAUGUCGCUGAAUCGCAACCACGCGACCAGCUAAUGACAGAGGAGCUGCCAUGCCUCAUCAUGGACGAUUGCUUCAUCUAUGCGGAAUCACAACCAACAAAUUCACUCCACGAGUUGAGCAACCCUCCUACAACCGACAAGUCCGCAGCAUUCGCUGUCGAGAAAUUCAUCUACCGUCUGACCACCAACGACGGCGAGGGUGCACUUCGCCAACGCAAGUGA
This is a messenger RNA of Pseudogymnoascus destructans, 315 nucleotides long. RefSeq lists its product as uncharacterized. The record is from RefSeq and is a predicted model, not a curated record. Bases 1 to 315 code for a protein of 104 amino acids. Lineage: Eukaryota; Fungi; Ascomycota; Leotiomycetes; Thelebolales; Thelebolaceae. The transcript has a single exon.